AAUUAGAUAUGUAUCUAUUUUAUAUGAUACAUGGCAUCAAUGUAUUGGACAAGCCACGAAUACUAACUCUCAUCGUAAUAAAAGACGACGAAUUUCCAGAGAAAGGUGACCAAUAUAUAGACAAUAGACUUCGCAAAGAGCAUUGAAGAUACAAAACUUGAUCACCUACACCUCAAACCAGAGUCUCUAAUGGGGGAAAACCCAGAAACACUGACCUCCAGCUCUCACCCUUCUUCUUCGUCCCAGAAAUCUCCACAAGUAUCUCCCAAGCAACCGCAGGUUCCAGCAUUCACUGGAUUUCCUCCUUUCCCAAAUGGAGAUUUUCAGAUGUUUCCAGUGAUGUACCCUGCACUUGUUAAUCCAUCUCAAAACCAGGAAAAUAUAAAUCGAGGAGCAGGCAUCUAUGCUGUUCCUGUUUACCCAUAUACUGGUCCUGUUGUUGGAAUUCCAUCUAAUACUCUAAUUCCUCUUACUUACAAUAUACCUACAUCAAGUGCAAAUGCCGGUGCUGUAGGUGAGGAGCAUGGGCAAGAGGGACAACAACAGCAACGUCAACAUCAACAGCCUGCACCUCAAAGACAAGUUGCUGUAAGAAGAUUUCAAAUUGCAUUUCAGCUGGAUUUGUUGCUUAUUCUGAAGUUGGCAGCUGUAAUCUUUUUGUUUAACCAAGAUGGAUCAAGACAAAGGCUUAUUGUACUUGUGUUUUUUGCUUCACUUGUCUAUCUAUAUCAAACUGGAGCUCUUACACCACUGAUACGAUGGCUUUCACAAGGUAUGCAUAGGGCAGCUGCUCAUCCUCCGAGGCCCCCUCCAGUCAGGGCUGAUAAUUUUCUACCUCCUGGAAGGCAGGGACCUGAAAAUGCUGCUUUUGCAGAGGGACAGCCGGGAAUUGAGCUUAGGAAUGUGCUUGGAGACAAUGCAGAUCAAGUGGUGGAAAAUGACAAUGUAGCAGCAGAACCCGAGGCUGCGGCUGGCAAUGGGGGUAACCAGUGGUGGGGAAUUGUAAAGGAAAUUCAGAUGAUUGUUUUUGGCUUCAUCACUUCACUUCUCCCAGGUUUCCAUAACAUAGAUUAAGAUUAUAUACAUGGUGAUUGACAGGUUUACAUGAACUGAACUGACUGACUCAGAAUCUGUUAAGUGUUACAUGAUGAGUUAAUUUUAAUCAUAGAUAUAGCUUGAUGUAUUGUGUGAUAAGGUUCAGUUUUUUUUUUUUUUUUUUGGUGGAAUUUUGUGAGUGAAGAUGGGUUAUGUGCAUGUAUCUUCUGUAUGGGUUUGAUAGAAUUCGACAAUUUUACUUGGGGUGCAUUUAGUUGGAGGUAAUAAAAUAAAAAUGAAAUCAAUUUUUAUUUCA
Cannabis sativa is the source of this 1351-nucleotide messenger RNA. RefSeq lists its product as uncharacterized. NCBI's taxonomy places the organism in Eukaryota, Viridiplantae, Streptophyta, Magnoliopsida, Rosales, Cannabaceae. Bases 190 to 1074 code for a protein of 294 amino acids. The transcript has 5 exons. The record is from RefSeq and is a predicted model, not a curated record.